Molecule: messenger RNA, 2359 nt
Organism: Amphiprion ocellaris (clown anemonefish)
Lineage: Eukaryota; Metazoa; Chordata; Actinopteri; Pomacentridae
Gene: cfap91
Product: cilia and flagella associated protein 91
Exons: 17
Coding region: 93-2333 (746 amino acids)
Source: RefSeq, a predicted model, not a curated record
CAUGGAUACAAUAGUAAAUACCCCAGAGUUCUUAGCUUUCUCUGUCGUUGGUUAAGGGAGGAAAAAAUGUGUUUUUCCAUUUCAUUACGAAAAUGAGCACAUCUGUCAACCACAAGAUGACUAAGACAAAUGACGGCGGUAAAGUUGUCAGACGGGAGCGUGCUUAUGACCACCUGUAUGAUCCGGUUUACACGGUGUCAUCGGAGGCAGACCACGCCAGGGCCAACGUCAAAGCCUUUACCUCGAAGAACCGAAUAAGGAAAAUGCCUGAGUUUGCAUCUAUGUUCAGUGACCAGCCGCGCUUUACUGUUAAACUGGAUCCUGUACAACCAGUACCAGCUUUUAUUGAUCACCAAUGGCGAGGCCACACAGAACAGCGAAAAGAGGUGCUGCUGCAGCUGGCUGGACUUAAUCCAAAUGCUGAGGCAUGGCUGAGAAGGAAGGAGUGUCAUGUAACCGGAGCUGAUAACUGGAAAUACUUUAAACGCCCUCUGAUUCCUUUUGCACAGCAGCUUGGCCCGGAUGUAAUCUUUGCACUGCCAAAAGAAGACUUGGUAACUGUAAAGAAAGUGGUGCAACAGCCUACUCACGUCACUGUAGGCGUCCAGACAGACUACAGGGAAAACGAAACACAAACAGAUCCAUACAGCCCGGAGUAUGUGGUGCAACCCGGGACGACUGCCUCUAAACUCCUCCAGCUGGCACCGUUGUCUUGGGGUCGUGGUCUCCCUGCAGGCCUAGCAGAAGUGGAAAUGAUCGAGCGAACACGUGCCAAACAAGCUUGGGAGGCCAGACUUCCUCCGCUGAGUGACCUGAGCCAACUUGACAAGAGGAGGCGCAUGGUGGUGGAAAUGAAGGCGAAAGAGUGGGCUUUCAGAGAAGGAGAAAUCCAGAAGUUGCAAGAGGCUCGUCUUGCUGUGCUGAAGGACCAGCUGAAGCAGAGAGAUGAGGCUCAGAAAGAUGUCACAAAUGAGAGAUUGAAACAGAUAUAUUAUAAGCACCAAAAAGUCAAGGAGACCAAGAUGGAAAAAAUCCAAAAUGAUUACGCCCGCUCACUGAGAAGAUUGGAAGCUAAGAGGAGAAAUGUCGAGGGGAAGCUGGAGCGACGUAGCUUUGAUUCUCGGAUAUAUUCCCUUCAGACACAUACAAACAAGAACACCAGCAACAAUGAGUUAAAAAGCUGCUACUUAGACACAUAUGAAGGCUUGCUAGAGCUAGAGGCAAGUCUCAAUGCCUCGGUCCACAAGUCAGCGGUGAGAAGACCCAAAUCCAAAAUCAUCAAACCUGUGAUCAAGCCACCUGUGGACAAAGCCAUGGAAUUGUUGGAGAAAUACAGGGGCCUGAGAGAGGAGGUGAACAAGCAAAAGGCCUUGCGUUUUCCUGUCAAAAAGGAGAAACCUGUUCCUCGCCCUGUCACCCCCACAGUGGAGAAGCCACCAGAGGGGGAUGAGGAGAGCGAGCUUGCAGUAAUCCAUUUACAGAAAGUACUGAGAGGAAGAAGCGUCCAAUAUGAGAUGUUUAAGGGUAAGGAGAAACAUCUGGAUCUCAUCCAGGAGCUGCGGUCUGUCCACGCCCUGCAGGAAGAUGGGCAGAAGCAACACAAAGCAGAUGAAGACCUCAUAAUGAACCUGAAGAAACAGAAAGACAACCAAAGACACAAGAUUUGUCGAGAGGAGGCAUCUCAGGCCAGUGUGGUAGAUGCAGAGCUAGGACAGCUGUUUGACACUUGGUCCAAGGAGCUGAUUCGUCUCCAGGAGGAGCGCAGGAUUCAUGCCUUUACUCUGCUGGCUGAGAGAGAACGACGUAUACGGGAGGCUGAGGAGAGUGGAAGGAGACAGGCGGAGGAGCGUAGACUCAGAGAAGAAGAUGAGAUCUUUAAACAAGUGGUGCAGGUACACCAGGAAAGUGUGGAUUUGUAUUUGGAGGACAUCAUCUUGGGGACUUUGGAUCAGGUGGCCGAACAGCAGGCCAGAGAGGAGAUCCACAAGAGGGCAAAGGAGGUCAACGACGUUGCUUAUGCCAUGGAAGAAAGCCGGAACAAUCUUCAGUCAGAGGAGAUUGUGUCAGAGCUGGUGUACAGCUUCCUUAUCCCAGAGGGCCAGAAGACCAGCUUCAGGCAAAGAGUGCACCAGAAGCAGCACAGACACUUGCUGGCAGCUCAGAGCAUCAUUCAGGGGACUUCUGGGAUCCUUCCUAGUACUCCGGGAGCCUCACAGUUGACCUGUCCUGGUAUUAAAGCCUCCAGUCAAGUCGUCGAGGAGAUGAUCAGCCAAGUGGAGCAGGGAAAGGAAGCAGAGCAGGACCACACUCAACCUGAGGAAAGACAGUCCUAAAAUAUUAAAAAUAUACUGCUGUGUGA